Messenger RNA from Microdochium trichocladiopsis, 3732 nucleotides. RefSeq lists its product as uncharacterized. Gene Ontology annotation, molecular function: S-adenosylmethionine-dependent methyltransferase activity. The transcript has a single exon. The coding region runs from base 391 to 3459 and encodes 1022 amino acids. The record is from RefSeq and is a predicted model, not a curated record. NCBI's taxonomy places the organism in Eukaryota, Fungi, Ascomycota, Sordariomycetes, Xylariales, Microdochiaceae.
AUUGCAGUGACCUCGGGAGCCGGCGUGCCGCCCAGGCAGCCCGCAGACGCACCGCAACCCUGCAAGCGCUCAAUCUCAGGCCCGUCACCAGCGUAGCCGCUCAGCGUCCAUAGAUGCCCAGCUCAUUAAAUCUCGCCCUGGCCGGCGCUUUCCCGCGAGUCCUCAAUGUCGGCAUUCCUUUCUUUCGCCUCCUCUGCGCCCUCUCAAGCCCUCCUAGAGGUUGCCCUAUUCCAUAUACUCCCUGGCUCUCGUUGAUCGAGGCAUUCCAGUCUUUUACCGGCCUUCUCCUUGCUGAUACCCCUUGUUUAUCGCUUUCUCCAUCUUCGACAACGACGCCGGGCGUCUCUUAUUUCCAGGCCCCUCGGCUUGCAAUAUCCACACAUCGCAAAAAUGGCGGACCAGACCAUUCUUCUCCCCGCGACAACAUACCAGCCUCCCGCGUCUGCGCCGGUUCGGAGGCACGGGAUGGCCCUUAAUACGAUAAUGGAAGAGGACUCACAGCGACCCAACGCCGGCUUAAAACUGACCAGUCUGCCGGCUCGGCCCAGCUUCGCCACCCAGUCCUCGCAAGAAAAGAUUGCCCAGUGGCUCUCACCGCAGAGCGACCACUUCCCUACGCCCAGGGGCUUCCACUUCAUGUCGGCUCCGAUCCUGCCUGAGUCACCGUCGACUGCGUCCGCAGACGAGGAGAGCAACUCUCCGUCUGUUUCCUUCUCCUCCAACCCAUGGAACCGGAUGAGCUCGAGCACCGUGGUCACUGAAUUCGAUGACAUCUACGACGUGUCGGACGACGAGGAUGCGAGGAGAUCAUCGAGGAGGAGCGGCUCGCUCAAGCGCUUCAACAGCAGCCGUUCUGUGAAGCGAACCCUGACUCCGCUCACUAUCCCAGAGGAGCGCGAGAGCGCCAUCAUCGAGGGCUGGGCUGAGGCGCAUGACUUCAAGAAGCUCACAUCCCCUGUGCCCGUCACCCCCUCAAACAAGGUCGAGAUGUCUCCGGCGGUCAAGUCCUUCAUGCAGGCCCAGCAGAUCUACGAUGUGCCGACUAUAUCGGCGCCUCCGUCGCUCGAUGGCAGCCUGAGCUCUGAGCAGAUGGCUACCAUGUCCGCCCCUCCGACACCAGUCAUCGGUGCUGAAGACGAUCCACCCACGGCAGACUGGUCUGGAGUUCACCUGCAGCCUGGUGCUCUGGAGACACUCCACGCCCUAUCUGCUGGAGAUGACGAGAUCGAAUACCAGCCUGAGCAGGUCAUUGAGGUUCCCGAGGAGAGGAUGCCCGAGAUGUCGCAGCAAACCCCACGAGCCAUUACUUCGCUCCUGAGACCGGCGCUCCGACUCUCGACAGGUUCUCGCGAAGAACAGCAGCGGAGCCUUCAGCCCAGCUUCUCGGGACUCAGUGCUCUGGAUAUUCCCUCCCCGGGAGGAUUCUUCUCUGACCUAUCACCACGUUCGCGUACCACAUGGCACACAAGCAGCACAGGCAAUGACGACGAUAUCGCGCCGCCUACUUCCACCACAGCGGAGCAAUUCUACCGAUGUCCUUGGGCGGAGCCUGCACCGCCUGUGCCUGCGGUCCAGCAAGUCCGUAUGGCGAUCCCGCCGCCACCUCCUCGGCCUGCGAACAUCACUAUUCCGCUGCCACCGCCACCACCGUUGCCAGUGACAACGGAACAGCUCGUCGAGGCGAGAUCGACCAUGUCUGAUGGGAUGCCUACUGGCAGACCUGUUAUCCUGGAGCAGGUUGUCGAGGCUCGGGACAUGAACCUCGAAGAACCCAUCACCGCUCGCCGUAUCCCGGAGUGGAUUGAAGCCUCAGUUUCGUCCGAGACCCUGGUCGAGCCUGCGUCUGAAGACAUCACUGAGAUCGUUACCACAUACGAUCCGCAGUACACCAAGAAGCUGCAGGAUGAGGCGCUCUCUAACCUCGACCGCACCGAGCUGUGGCUCAUGGCACAGAAGUCUUACCUCAAGGGUGUUCAGCCUUCCGAGGAGACUGAUGAGGAACUUGUGAGCAGCAGUAGCAAGAAUGCCGACAUCGCCAAGGUCGAGGAGGCUCCCGAACCCGAGCCGUUCCUUGCACUUGCCGAGACUACUGCGAAGAAGACCGUCCGCUUCUCCGAGGUUCCCAAGCCAGGCAACUUCCCACGCAGCCUCCCAAGCCGCCUCUCCCGUCAGGAGUCCGCUUACUAUCGUGCAUUCCAGGACUACCUGAUCCGCACGCGCGGGCAGGACGCUUUUGUCCACCGCCAGCCGCGCUUCGAGGCUUUGCAGGCACAGCGUGUGAGCCUUCGUGAUGCACAUCGAAACCAGCUGCUCGGCAAAUUCCAGCUGUCGGUGGUACCACAGUCCGCCAAGAAGCGCAUGAGCGCCAACGUCGUCCGCGGAGACGAUGUCCUCGUCGACGACUUUGAGAAGCUCAAGCGCGAGAAGGAGGCCGAGGCCAUGACUCAGACCGCGAUCUCAACUUGGCAUGUCGCUGCCACCAAGGCGCUCAACGGCGGCAAGCUUUUCUCCGCGCCCAUCGCCAAACGCCUCGCCCGGCUCUCGCGCAUGGGAUCCGUGGCAUCCACGCGCGCCCGCAUUCUCGACCUCGGCGGUCAGAUCACCUGCGACUGGGCGUGGCAUUGCGCCUUUACCUACCCCAACGCAAAGGUGUACACAGUCACGACCAAGAAGAUUAGGCAGGUCAGCAAUAGCAAUAUCCGUGGUCCGCCAAACCACCGCCAAGUGGCCGUCGAGCGCCUCACGAAGCUGCCUUUCCCGGACGCGCACUUUGACCUCGUUUCCGCGCGCGAGCUCCAAUCCGUCCUCAAGUCUGUUGGCGAGAAUGGCGGCCAGGACGAGUGGGACGCCUGCCUGGCCGAGUGCUACCGCGUACUCAAGCCGGGAGGUUACCUCGACUUCAGCGUCAUGGACUCCGACAUUGUCAACGCUGGGCCGCUUGGUCUCGCACGGUCCGUCGAGUUCGGCUUCGCCCUGCGCACAAUGGGCUACGAGCCCAACCCGACCAAGACAUUCCUCAGCAAGGUCGCGGGAGCCGGAUUCGCGGACACCAAGCGUGCGUGGGUUUGUCUGCCCAUGGGUGCGGCGCCCAAGUCCGCAGCCCAAAGGGAGCUCAUUGUACGCGACUCGACCACGGGCGUCGAGCUCAGUCUGGAGCUCGAGGCGCUCGUGCAGGGCAGCACUGAGGCCGCUGCGGGUGUGAGCGGGCUCGCGGGCAGCCUCGUCUGGGAGCGCUGGCUGCUGCGCUGCGAGAUGGAAAAGGUUGUGUGCGAGGGACGACUCAAUGCCGCCAUCGUCCCGGAGCAGGAGAUCCGCGAGGCAGGCGCUGCAGCAUUGCAGGGCGUGCACGGCAUCGUGGAAGAAGGGCGCCGAUGUGGUGCCGGGUGGAGGGUGCUGAACGGCUUCGCGAGGAAGCCCAGGGGCGAGGAAGGCGUUUUGGAGAUCAGGCUUGAUGCCUAAGAGGAUCUCAUCCACUGAGGAGCUCGUCACGGGCUCGUUGGUCUUUCUUUUGUUAUCGUUGUGCGUGGUCGUGUCUUUUUUCAUCACCGGGCUCGCUGCUUGACUUGGCCGCGGCCCCUUCUCUGCUGGUUCUCAUUUCUCAUACACGUAUAUAACUUUGUAUACCUUGGUGGGUGGCAUGUACGGCUGGACGGAUGCAGGGGAAAACGGUACAAUGGAUCAUGUUCAUAAAUGGGAUAAAUGGUAUUCAUACAUCAAACAUAUGAAGCGCGA